Molecule: messenger RNA, 1298 nt
Organism: Durotheca rogersii
Lineage: Eukaryota; Fungi; Ascomycota; Sordariomycetes; Xylariales; Xylariaceae
Exons: 1
Coding region: 249-1298 (349 amino acids)
Source: RefSeq, a predicted model, not a curated record
CCUGAUUUUCUUUUAGCCUCAUCAGAUGGAGAGGUCUUAGGAACUACGAGAUGGCGUAUUAUUUGAUUUCUUAUGCCCAACCCUCGGCACAUGACUGUGAGGCUCUCUCGCUCAAGUUAUCUUCCCCAUCUCCCUCCCAGCCAUGGUAGGAUUCCCGUCGAUCAUAUUAUCUUAUAACCGCUAGGAAGGCAAUGAACACCGAGUGCCUGGCAGCCUGAAGAGUCAUACCCCUAGGGCAAGACGCAACCAUGGCUUACGACCCGGACCAGGCCCAGAUCGUGGGCUAUGUCUGCGGUACAUUCUCUCUCAUUAUCCUGGUUGCACGCCUAGGAAUUUCCCGAUGGCGUCGCGAGUCUAUCGAUCUAGGCUUCUUCCUCGUCUCCCUCUCGAUUCUGACCAUCACUGGUAGGCUCGUCAUGAACGAGUUCUACUUAAAACUCCCGACGGCGAACGACGUCUUGCACAACCCGGACACUCCCGAUGUGACGAGCAACGAGGCACUGAAGGUCGGCGGCAUCCUCGUCCUCCUCGCCAGGGUGCUACUCACCGCCGCCCUCUGGCUGCAGAUUGGAAUUCUACUCGUGUUUUACGCGCGGAUCACCUCGAACAUCUUCUGGGUCCGCCGUCUAAUAUGGGUAACUUGGAUCUUCGUGGGCGCUACUUUCGUCGCCGUCGUACUAGCAACAUUCCUCGAAUGCCAACCCAUCGACCUAUACUGGCAGAUUGAACCUAACCCAGGGCAAUGCGUGCGAGCCUACCUCCAGCUUCUGAUUCAAGCAAUUGCAAACAUUAUCGCCGACAUCAUGCUUCUCGUGAUCGCAUACCCCCUGAUGCGCCUCAGCAAGCGGAGCUUGUCGCAGACGAUCUCGAUAUACACGCUCUUUGCCCUGGGAACCUUCUGUAUGGUCAUUACCAUCAUCCGCAUCGUCCUGGUCUUCAGCGAGAACUCGUCGCAGACGACUCGCAGUCUCUGGGCGUCGGUUCAGAUGUUGGUCGCCUGUUUCGUGGCCAACGCACCGACUAUCUACGGGUCUCUGCGGGUUGUACAGCGGAAGCGAUCCGAGCAGCGCAGCGCGAGGGGCUACGCGGAGCCCAUGAGACGGCCGUCGCGGCCCGAAAGGGAAUCCUGGAUCAAGAUGACCGAGCAGGCCGCGCCCCCUCCACAGAUACCGGUAGAUUCUCCUACGACUCCCCCUCCCAUACUGUCGCCUCACCACGACAACCCGUAUCCGGCGACACGACUCUCUACUGCGUCCUCCACAGAAGAUAAGCCUCACAGCGUUAAGAAGGCUGUAUGA